UGUUUGACAAUUCGAAAAAACUAAACAUUGUAAAGUGCAAAAUUGUUGAUUGAGCGUGAAGUAAACUGGUUAACUGGGUAAGACUCUAACCUCUAAAAAUCUGAAUUAUUUCUUAAGGGAGAGUCUUGCAAUUAACUAAGUAGAAAUUGUGUGAGAACUCAAGUAGUCAGUAAAAAUGCAACACAACGUAACGUUGAAUCCGGUGCAGCUCGACCCGUCGACAGCGUUAAAAAUAACGAUGGGAGGUUCGAUGUUUCAAGAGCGAUCGCUGAUGGGUCGUCCGGAUGUUUGGCACAAGAUAAAAGUGAUCGGAGGGGCUCGCUACGAAAAGGAUUUCAUCCUAAAGUUGAUAAUCAACGCGAUUGAACCAGCCGAUCUGAUUCCAGUGAGAUACCAUGUGAGCGGCCAGGACAGCGCCUUCAUAGCAAGAAACUGCGGUCUGGCACUUGACAAGCUCUGCAGAUCAAAUUUGAUCAUAAAUAACCCAAAUGGCGAUCCUCUGAUCAUUGACAUCACUUUGGGCUUUGCUUCUAUCCACGACCUCAAGGUUAAUAUUCAGGCCCUCCUGCUGGCUGCGCUGAAUCGUCGUUACGAUCCAAAGAGAAAGAUAUUACACCUGGAUAGGUUCCACAAGGACAUAGAAAUGUCGAAGACAGUUUACUGCCCCUUGUCGCAGCUAAGGACGUUCAGCUAUGUUCUAAAGGUAGCAAAGAACGCGCUCAACGGUUUUGAACAUCUAAACCUACAACACAACGAACUCCUGAGCUUGUCCUCUAUAGAGAGUUCCAACUUAAGUCCAAUGUUGAAGUCACUGGACCUGAGAUACAACAACCUCAUGGGUAUGGAAGCGCUAACGCCGCUUAGGGGACACAAAAUAACGGACAUAUGGCUCGACGGUAAUCCCGUGUGCGAGAAUUACUCUAGUCCUGAAAAAUACAUCGAGUCUGCGAGGCGGUAUUGUCCGCACUUAACCAAACUGGAUGGGGUCUACAUAGGGGCACCUGGAAUGCCGCUCACUUAUAAUACAUAUUUUAGCAAUGGAGAGAAAAAGAAACUGGUCAAUCAAUUCGUCCAUCACUUUUUUACCCUUUAUGAUCAGAGCGACAGAAUGAUAUUAAGAGGCUUGUAUCACCAGGAUGCGUUGUACUCCAUGACACUUGGCAUCCCGCCUGCUCUUGCUGCAAAAAAGAAUCUCAACAAAUUCAUAGUUGCAAAUAGAAAUCUGACAAAACUUACGGACUUUGCCAAGAGUCAUCAACUCCUUUUCCGCGGUCCUGAAGCAAUUCUCAAAGCCUUAAACAAGCUGCCACAAUCUUCGCAUGACCGUACCACGUUCAAGUGCGACUUGCUGUAUGAUUGUAACAAUCACAUUGCCAUUACAGUGGAAGGAGUAUUGAGGGUACUGGACAACAAAACGACUCAAGUUUUGUCAUUCAACAGAACGUUUAUAUUAAGGGAGGGAGAAGACGACGAAUAUAACAUCGUCAACGAUCAGUAUCAUGUGGACUUUGGACCUCUGGGCCGAUUGGCAGAGACUUAUCAAGAUGAGGCAAUUGAAAAUAUUUCCAAAUCGUCUUGUUUCAGUCGUACAGAGAAAAAUGAAUUGAUAGAAACCUUGAGAGAUGUUUCGACAAUGAAUCGUGAGUGGUGCUCAAUGUACUUGGAAGAUGCAGGCUGGAAUCUGCGCAAAGCAAUUGCUGAUUUUGUUGAAAACUAUAAGAAAUCUGGCGUGCCACCUGAAGCAUUUCAAAAGUGAUUAGAAUCAAGGGGUUCUCUCUUGAAAAAGUAAAAUUCCACGGUUGGAUAUUACUUGCAUGACAAAACAGUUGCACAGUUGAAUGUUGCCCAUGUGAUACAUGAAACAAUUACUAAGCACAAGCAAAAUGUAAAAACUGUGUAUUGACCACGAUGAAGUUUCCUGUACAAAUCUGCACACAAUCAUGUGCGGCAGGUAAUCCUUAUCAAAAUAAGACUGUAAAAUUGUAGGCGCGAGUUUUUGUAAAUAUUUAAA
Messenger RNA from Neodiprion virginianus, 2011 nucleotides. Its product is annotated as nuclear RNA export factor 1-like. Gene Ontology annotation, biological process: poly(A)+ mRNA export from nucleus. NCBI's taxonomy places the organism in Eukaryota, Metazoa, Arthropoda, Insecta, Hymenoptera, Diprionidae. The coding region runs from base 176 to 1756 and encodes 526 amino acids. The record is from RefSeq and is a predicted model, not a curated record. The transcript has a single exon. Gene Ontology annotation, molecular function: protein binding; RNA binding. Gene Ontology annotation, cellular component: nucleus; cytoplasm.